AUGCGUUCCGUUAUCUUCCAAGAAUGUCAGGCCUGGGUGAAUCAGGUCAAGAACUUCCCUGACCCCUCACUGCUGGCCAUGGCAGCCCCCAGCCGUCUGGGACUGGUGCCCCGUGGCAAAUUCCUCCUUCGGGCUAUGAGAGAGGUCUUUCCCCUCGCGAACACCCCCUUCUGGCACGCCGUCGCGGAACAGGUGUACGGCUUCACCUGGUGCCUGUCGGAUGCCAACGUGCUUUGUCGCCAGUGUGUGCAGGGGACUUGUACCGUCGGCGUGCUGGCUUGCUUCCCGGAUUACCUUCAUUUCCUGGGGGACCUGCCCGAGAUCCUGGAUGUCUGCACCCAACGCGUGAUCGAGUAUAUCGAGCACGUGCACCAGGACCAUGGCAUUGGCCCAGAGCGGAAGAUCCUAGACGCCUGGCUGAUGUGCGUGCAGGCCGUGUACCUUGACGUGCUGCACCCGAAGGCGGAGUAUAUGCGCUUCCCGGACAAUGAGCACCAGAGCAUUCAGUACCGACUUAUCAGCUCCGCCGGACGCCCCUUGGCCCUACAUGCGCAGCUGGAGCAGCCCAACCCUCUGAUUGGCAACGAUGAGGAGGUCAACGCCGUUGCAUUUGCAUCGACCGUGAUGCACGAUCUCUGCGACCUGCGCCACGACAAUAGCGCCAAUGAGUACUAUAACCUGUUGACGAUCGUCAGCGCACAUACAGGGGUUCUGAGCGUGGCGAUGGUUCGGCGGUUCUGCGUUGACGUCUGGGCCUGGGCCGUGGAUAAUGGGGCCCUGUGGGCGAUCCAUCUGGCGGGGCGUGAGCUGGCCUGGCAGCUUUACAUGGCUCGCUAUCAGACAGGUCUCUUGUUGGAUAAACUCCUACCCCCUCGAUCCGACCAGGAGAGGACCGAGGUGGACCCGUACGGGGAUGCGGUAUUGAAUGGUCUGAACCCGUUGCUGAAUGGAGCGAAGCCGGUGGGACGGAGCCUCGAGCCGAAGAACUAUGACUUGCGGGCACGCUGCGAGAACCAGAAGCGCUACGACGAGGUGCUCCAGAAUUGCGUGCGGCAUUUCCAGGGAUGCCCCAACUGUUGGGGAUACGAUGCGGUGAGCUGGCAAGAGCGUGUUCCGGCCAUUGGAGCCGCCGCGUACAUGAUUCUGACCUCGCCGGACCGGUUGUGGUGGCUGGCGGAUCCGAUGGCCGAGUACACGGGACCGCAGGAGAAGUGGUCGGCACUUCUGUGCUAGGUUCCCCUCACACAUGGUGAUCUUGAUGCGGAGGCGAGAUGAGAUGGAUUCCUGAGUUGGGAAGGAGGAAGUGGAAAGAGGAGCUCGGUAUUUAGUCGGUACUUGAAUUUGUUAGUAUAUUAGUAGUUAGUGAGUAAGAGAAUUCAAUUAUCAUUCAUCUCGUUUGACAACAAUGGAUUCAAUCCCCGCCCGAACUGACGGAACUGGGGUGGCUAGAGGAGCCAUUCUGCAGGAGGAUCCAUUUGAUGCCCGGAAGAUGCCUGUGUCAUGGAUCGAGGGUAUUCCGCCAUCAUCCGGAGGUGGCGAUCGGG
Messenger RNA from Aspergillus ibericus CBS 121593, 1544 nucleotides. RefSeq lists its product as uncharacterized. The coding region runs from base 1 to 1233 and encodes 410 amino acids. The transcript is spliced from 2 exons. NCBI's taxonomy places the organism in Eukaryota, Fungi, Ascomycota, Eurotiomycetes, Eurotiales, Aspergillaceae. The record is from RefSeq and is a predicted model, not a curated record.